AUGGCACCUAAGGUAGACAAGAAGCCAGCCGAAAAUAAGCUAGUCGAGGAGAAGAAGACUACGGUUGCUGAGAAGGCCCAUCGGAAGCAGGACAAGAUUGUGGUUGACCGCAGAGCUGCUGAGAUCGAACUUGAUGCAAGGCAACGUUCUCGUCUCACCGCAAUGGUUUUUGCUGAAAAAGCACAUAUAAAUGAUAAUAAUCUCCACGGACCAGUUCCAAGGCCAUUAGCUGGUAUGUCUAGCUUGAAAGUUUUCUCUCAAAAUGCUGCUAAUGCUUUUCUUAUGCUAUGUGUUAUAUAUCUGGUGUUGUUAGAGAUGUUUCAAAUAACAAAUUAUAUGUUACUCUAA
Messenger RNA from Striga asiatica, 348 nucleotides. Lineage: Eukaryota; Viridiplantae; Streptophyta; Magnoliopsida; Lamiales; Orobanchaceae. The record is from the annotation of a GenBank genome assembly.